Dipodomys ordii (Ord's kangaroo rat) is the source of this 4281-nucleotide messenger RNA. RefSeq lists its product as uncharacterized. The record is from RefSeq and is a predicted model, not a curated record. Lineage: Eukaryota; Metazoa; Chordata; Mammalia; Rodentia; Heteromyidae. The transcript has 22 exons. The coding region runs from base 1 to 4281 and encodes 1426 amino acids. Gene Ontology annotation, biological process: sodium ion transmembrane transport. Gene Ontology annotation, cellular component: membrane.
AUGCCUGGGUGCCCGGUUUCAGCCCAGGAGGCGGUCCAUGAAUCUGGGAGCGGCUCUGUGCAGAGCUGCCGCACUGCCCAGAUAGAGACCCGGCGGUCAGCCCAGAAUGACUCCUUGUCUCUGCUGGAUUACGAGCUGGAGCCUGUUCCAGAGGCUGAGCGGGCUGGGGAAACUAUGAAGUCCCAGGAUGUGAGGCCAGAAAUCCCCGUCUCUUCACAGUCCGAGCCCUUAUUAGUGGUCCCCGAAGCCCUUAAGGCCCCCAAAACCCUUGAGGCCCCCGAAACCCUUGAGGCCCCUGAAGCCCUUGAAGCCCCUGAAGCUCUUGAGGCCCCCAAAGCCCUUGUCCCUGUGCUGCCUCCCGGUGAGUCCAACAGGGAGGAGUACUCUGAAGACAUGCUGCCUUCAUACAUAUGGGAUGAUGAUGACUAUGAAGAUAUAAUGAAAGUCCCGUCCAGCCAUGAGCGGCAGGAAGAAGUCACUGAACGACCAUCCUGGGCCAAUAAAACUGAGUACCUCCUGGCCCAGGUGGGCUUCUCUGUGGGGCUGUGCACCAUCUGGCGCUUUCCUUACCUGUGUUUUCACAACGGAGGGGGCAGCUUCAUCCUUACCUACAUCGCCAUGAUGCUGCUGGUCGGGAUCCCGCUCCUCAUCCUGGAGAUGGCCGCUGGCCAGAGACUGCGCCUGGGCAGCAUUGGUGUCUGGAAAGCCAUCAGCCCCUGGUUCGGUGGUGUGGGGUAUGCCAGCUUCAUCAUGCUGUACGUCUCAGUACUUUUUCCCUACCUCAUCCUUUUCUGUCUCCUCAUCCGGGCUCUACUGCUGGAAGGUGCAUUUUUUGGCCUCCAGACUUUGUUGGCCUUCAAGGUAACAUACCUGUACUCAAUCGACAUGUGGCGCUGGGUUGGGAACCAGAUCUUGUUUUCCCUGAGUCCUGGCUUUGGCAGCUUCACCGCAAUCAGCUCGUACAUCCCUCGGUCCAACGACUGUAUCACUGAUGCGUUCAUUGUGGCUUUUCUCAACUUGGCCGCCUCAAUGCUUGACACACUCAUUGUGUUUUCCAUGAUGGGCUACUUGGCCACAGUGAAAACCAAAAACUGCUACAUAAGGAAUGCUGAUGAGGUGACGAGAAUGGUAGCUGAUGGCUUACUACCCAAUGAGGCCAAACCCCCAGGGGGUCUCUACCAAGAUCCAAAUGUCAUCUAUAUAAAGUGGAUCAACAGCUUGCCCAGAAAGGUGAAACACGAGGUCCUACAGUAUUUGUUUAUUUGCAACAGAACGACAGAAUUGAAAAGGGUUAUGGAGGGGCCGGGCGUGGCCUUCGUGACGUUUACGGACCUCAUCUCUGUGUUUGCUGGCUCCAACUUCUGGGCCAUUAUUGUGUUCCUGUUGCUGAUCACGGUAGGGCUGAGCACCAUUCUAGGUCUCAUGCAGGGCAUCAUUACGCCUCUCCAAGAUACCUUCUCCUCCCUGAGGAAACACACAAAUAUGCUCACAGUGGGCGUGUGUAUGGCCAUGUUCCUGAGCAGCCUCAUGUUCACAUGGCCCUCCAGCAGCUACUACUUGAAUCUGCUGGAUGAUUAUUGGAUAGCUCUGGCCCUCUUCUUCAUUGUCAUUUUGGAGAAUGUGGCCACAGCCUGGAUCUAUGGGGCCAGGAGGUUUCUGGCAGACCUAACUGUCAUGUUAGGCUAUUCCAUCCGGCCUAUUUAUCGUUGGCUGUGGAGCUGUGUGUCGCCCUUUGUGCUGAUCGUCCUGUUUGUGACCACCCUGAUUCAUCUCUUGGUGAAGUCUCCCACCUACCUGGCCUGGAACUCCAGCACUUCAAAAGAGAUCUCGCUGUCUUACCCCUCGUGGGCCAAUGUCUUGCUGGUGGUCCUCAUCACUGUGACCAUCCUGCCCAUCCCUGCCUACUCCAUGUACAUCCUUGUCCAGAAGGCCAGAGGACCCUUGUCAGGGGUCCCCACUUCCGCAGACACCACCCGGGUCCCUCGGACUGACACCUCCCUCCAGAGAGGCCGACACUUCGGCAGCAGUCUGCUGAACGGCAGGUACUACGCAUGUUCACGUGUGCACAUGUAUCCCCUCAUCAGGUGCUCCUGGGCCUGGCAGCAGAACACCAUGGGGUCCCUUGAAGACUUUUCUGACACCCCAGAGGAAGAGUCCAACAAACUUGGCAACACCCACUCCUUCUCUUGGAACUUCAAAGCCAAGGACGUGUGGGCCAACAAGAGCCCAAACUACCUCCUCCGGAGUCGGAACAGGGAGGGCAUCUUGGUCCAGGUGGCCUUCUCCAUGUGGCUGGGCAGCAUGUGGCGCUUCCCUUACCUGUGUCACCGCAACGGAGGAGGCAGCUUCAUCCUGACUUACCUCAUCAUGCUCUUCCUGUUCGGGGUGCCCCUCCUCUACCUGGAGAUGCUCAUUGGACCCUGGCUGCAGGAGGAUAGCGUCCAGAUCUGGAAGCAGCUGGCUCCCUGGCUGGGGGGAGUGGGCUACUCCAACAUACUGGCGAGCAUCAUGGUGAGCUUGUAUAACAGUGCCGUCGUCUCCUGGUGCCUCUUCUACCUGAGCCAGUCUUUUGUUUACCCCCUGCCCUGGGACCACUGCCUGAUGGAGAAGAACAUUAAUGUCACUGACUUAUCUUGCCUGUGGACGGUGCCCCAGCAGUACUUCUGGUAUCACACGGCCCUGCACGCCUCGGGCAGCAUCGAGAACGGGAUGGACAGGCUGCUGCUGCACCUCAGCCUGGGCCUCUUGGCUACCUGGUUCUUCCUCUUCUUAAUCAUGACUGCGGAGAUCAAGAUUUCAAUGUCUAUCCUCACCUCCUCCAUCUUCCUCCCCUACAUUCUCCUCCUCUGCCUCCUCAUCCGAAGUGUCUUCCUGGAAGGGGCGUUCACCAGCCUCAAGCGGAUGCUGACCACAGAGCUUGACACCAUGGUCUCCGUGGACAUGUGGUUCCAGGCGGGAAGUCACGUGCUCUACUCUCUGGGCCUGGGCCUCGGCACCAUCAUGACCUUAUCCCAGGCCAGAUACGCCAACUACAUCAAGACGGCCUCCUCAGUGGCUUUCGUCAACCUGGUGACCUCACUGCUCACCACAUCCAUUGUGUUUCUGGUGCUGGGCUUCUGGGCCACCACCAGCGGCCACACCUGUGUUGAGAUGAGCGUCUCAAGUCUGACGAAGUUCAUUGCCAAGGGCAUUCUGCCUCAGAAGGCCAAGCCCCCGGAUGACAUGCUGCACCGACCCCCCGUGGACUACUUGGCCUGGAUCACUGGCCUCCCCAAGCACCUCCAGCACAAGGUCAUCCAGCUGUCCCCAUCCUGCAGCAUCAUGGUGAAGGAGGAACAGUUCAUGGAGGGCCUGGGCCUGUCCUUCGUAGCCUUCUCCCAAGCCGUCUUGUUGCUCCCCGGGGCCUCGUUCUGGGCCAUCAUCUUCUUCCUGGCUCUGAUCAUCAUGGAGCUGUGCAUCAUGAUACGAAUCUUGGAGUGCAUUAUCCUAACACUCCAGAACUUCAUUUUCAUAAGGCAACCCAGGAUGGUUCCAGUGGUCAUCUGCUUGGGAGGUUUUCUGGGCAGCCUCAUCUUCUCCACCCGCUCUGGCAGCUACAUAGUGGCCUUGUUUGAUGACCACAUUGUCCCGCUGGUCCUCAUCAUCGUGGUGCUGUUCCAGAACGUGGCUGUGGCCUGGAUCUAUGGUGCCAGGAGGUUCAGGCAGGCGAUCCUGGUAAAGUUGGGCCACCUGAUCAGGCCCUCAUUCACCAUGCUGUGGCUCUACGUGAUGCCACUCUGGCUGCUGACCCUGAUCGUCAUCUCACUCGCCCUCCACUACCACAGUCCCAGCCCCUCCUACAUCACCUGGAACAGCAGUGUGAGCCAGGAGGUAAGGCAGCCGUACCAGCAGCACAUGCUGCACUGCUUCACGAGCCUCAGCCUCUCCCCGCUCCUCGUCAUCCUCGGCUACCUGCUGUACCACUGGUGGUACCGGCAGGACCCGGUCGGCUCCAACACCCUCCAGAGGCUGCCGGCCAAAAAGAUCCCCACCAUGCUCCCCCAGCCCCUGCCCUGGCCCAAGCACCCCAUGAAGAAAUCCACCAGCCAACUCCAGGACCCCAGCACCGUGUCGUCCAUGGAGUUCAGCCUGCCCCUGAGGAGCAGGAGCUCGCCCUGGUUCAAAACAUGCCUGAUGCCCUCCCUGACCUCCCAGGACAGCAUCGUGACCCCCCUGCAGAUGACCCCCACCUCGGAGACCCUGGACGACAGCCAAGUGAUGAGCAAGCAUUCGUCCCUGUAA